Trichoplax adhaerens is the source of this 1407-nucleotide messenger RNA. RefSeq lists its product as uncharacterized. The record is from RefSeq and is a predicted model, not a curated record. Bases 1 to 1407 code for a protein of 468 amino acids. NCBI's taxonomy places the organism in Eukaryota, Metazoa, Placozoa, Uniplacotomia, Trichoplacea, Trichoplacidae. The transcript has 3 exons.
AUGAAGUCGAUAUGGAGGCGCUGGACAGUAUCGAAUAAAACGACACCAAAGGCUAUCUCAUUUUACUCUCAUUCCAAUGGCGAUAUUACCGCAGAGGUUAUCUCAUCUCCCUCGAAUUCCAACGACGCUAUUUCUAACAACAGCACGCCAAAGGUUUUCGCAGGUCGUUCCAAUUCCAAGCGCGACGUGACCGCAAAGGCUAUCUUAUCUCACUCUAAUUUCAAGGACGAUAUUUCUAAUAGCACUAGGCCAAAGGUUUCCUCAUCUCAUCCUGAUUUCAACCACAACAUUCCUAAUAGCACUAGGCCAAAGCUUUCCUCAUCUCACUCUGAUUUCAACCACGACAUUCCUAAUAGCACUAGGCCAAAGCUUUCCUCAUCUCACUCUGAUUCCAACCACGACAUUUCUAAUAGCACUAGGCCAAAGCUUUCCUCAUCUCACUCUCAUUCCAACCACGACAUUUCUGAUAGUACUACACCAGAGGUUAUCUCAGCUUACUCUAAAUCCGAUAAUACUACACCAGAGGUUGUCUUAUGUCACUCCGAUUCCGAUAAUGACAUUGCCUACGGCAAGAAAUUAGAAGUACACUUGAAAGAGCUCGGUGUAAGGGUUUUCAGAACUGAUAAAUCACUCACUCCAGGAAAGUCCAUAAGUGCAGAAUUUGGUAGACUUGCUCAGAAGCUCUUUAUCUUUAUUUUAAGCGGACACAUUUUUACCCGUGCGAAUAACUGGCUAGAUCAUGUUUUAUCACUUAAAAGCGAUGAAGCUGAUCCUUCAGCUAGUACAAACAGGGGACUCGAUGAUAUUGUUAUAAUUCCUGUUCUACGUAUGCCAAGUCAUGAAUUCGAUCGCUAUUGCCGCCCUAGCUUAAGUAAUUUAAACAAAAUCGAAGGUUUAAGAGGGCCCUCAAGCGUUGCCGAUAUUGUACAUCAUAUUCUACAGGAAGGAAGUACAAGUAGUAAUUUUGCACCUUGGCUAUCCCAAUAUCUUCGUAAUCGAAAGGGUCAAGAGUUACCCAAGGGUAUACAAUACGAUGUAUUUGUUACCUAUCAAGAAAAAACAGAAUACGUACAAGCAUUAGUGGGAAAACUGCGCUCAGAUUGGUUCAGUUUAAAGGUCUACGAUAAAAAGCUAGAAGGUUUAACACACUCUCUUAUUGAGCCAACAAUUGAGAAAUCGGCUAAGAUUUUGGUCAUUUUAAACGGCAAUUUUAACUCUGUAAAGUGGCAGAAUCAUUAUCAACCAUGGAUAAAGUAUCAUAAAAAAACUGCUCAAGUUACGUGUAUACUAUGUGAUCCAGAAAAAUUUUCAAGAUUAAGUGAGACCGUUUUUGCAAAGGCGCAGCGCAUUGACUGGAAUGAUGCCUACCUAUACGAAACGUUGUAUAAAAGAUUACGGGAACAGUAA